GUGAACGCCAUGCGAGAGACGGAGGAGGAAGGAACAGAACAGUAGUGAAUUCAAAUUAAAAUUUGGUGCUGGCGCGUGGGCUCACCCGGCACGUGCUCCGCACGCGCCGCCCAACUAUGCAUCGCACUGAGGCGCCUCCUGAUUGGCCGGGCAGUCGCUGUCACGCCGCGUGACCCACCAGCAGCAACUGCGGGGAAUAAAAACCCCUCAUUCCUUCCACUCCCAAUUUGCUCACUCCAAACGCGGAACGGACCGGAGAAGAUUACGCAAAUUCGAAUGCGAUUGCGAAUGCGAUCCCCACAGGCACAGGGAUUCAAUUUCCGCGUGAUUGCUGGCGUUGGAUUGUAGGCUGUAGGUGGUGGUGGUGGUGGUGGUCGUAGAUAUUUUUGGGGAAAGCUCCAGGGCACCGGUCGCUUUACUCUCGAGCACGCUGCUUUUCUCGAUCUGCUGAAUUGCUUGGAUUGUAGUCGCGGAUUCUGCUGAAAUUCGGUUUUGACUUUGGAGGUGAUUUCUUGAUCAUAAGAAUGGAUUCUCCACAGUCUGUUGUGUCGCCGCUCAAGAGCUCCUCUGUUCUUCCCGAAUCCGAGAAGCGCAGCAACGCUAAUUUCGUCGAAAACCUGCAACAGAAGGGGACUGAAAAUGGCGAUUCCAAGAACACCAUUGGCGCAUUGGAGGUGUACAUUCACCAAGCUAGGGACAUCCACAACAUCUGCAUCUACCAGAAGCAGGAUGUCUACGCUAAACUAUGCCUGACGAGCGAUCCGGAGGAGACGGUGUCCACGAAAAUCGUCAAUGGCGGCGGGAGGAAUCCGAUCUUCAAUGAGAGCAUGCGUCUGAGCAUCCGGAAAGUCGAAUCUUCGCUUAAAUGCGAGAUAUGGAUGCUGAGCAGGGUCAGGAAUUACCUCGAAGAUCAGCUUCUAGGGUUUGCUCUGGUUCCGAUAUCCGAAGUCCUUCUGCAGAAUGGGAAGCUGGAGAAGGAGUUCUCCCUCUCCUCCACCGAUCUCUUCCACUCCCCGGCCGGAUUCGUUCGCCUCUCAGUCUCAUACAUCGGAACGCCACCGGAAGUCAUCCCAGUUCCCGCGCCGGCGUCGGAGAGUGAUGCAGCAUUGCAAGAGUCGGAGGAGUCUGCGAAGUCUGUCCCCGACGACUUGGACAAGAUCGAAUUCCCCGAUCCAAAGAUCGUCAACGAGAAUCAUCAGAUGGUCGAAGAAUACAUUUCCAUGCCGCGUCCCAAUCUCGAAUCUCAGAGUUCUGAUACAGAAAACCGAGCAAAUUCUGAGGUCAAGACUCCGGAUUCAAAGAUCGAAUCGCCUCCAAGCAGCGUAUCAACUAACGGGACUUCACCUGCCUCAGUCCCCGCAAGCGUUGAGUCUUCUGAAGAACACAUCGUGCCACCUAAAGAUAGCUCCAAGAACAACAAUGGCGUCAAUGCUGCUACAUUCGUCAAACCUGUUGUCCCCGAGCCGGAGGUCAUACAACAGGACAUUGUCAAUAUGUACAUGAAAAGCAUGCAGCAAUUCACAGAGUCGUUGGCCAAGAUGAAGCUCCCUAUGGACUUCGAAAGCGGACCAACAAGCUCCGAGAACUCUAGCUCGGAUCAGAAAUCUCCGGCAUCCAAGAACUCUGGCUCUCGCGUGUUCUACGGGAGUCGAGCUUUCUUCUAAACUAUCGCAAAAGUUCACCCGACUGCUAGUUUUUAGAAUGGAGACUGAUCCGUAGUUGUGUUCCAUAACCAGAUGUUUCGCUGCACCGUCAUCUGAGUUUGUGUUUUCUAGUUGAUUAAAACGAAACAAGAUGUUCACUUA
Molecule: messenger RNA, 1805 nt
Organism: Andrographis paniculata
Lineage: Eukaryota; Viridiplantae; Streptophyta; Magnoliopsida; Lamiales; Acanthaceae
Exons: 2
Coding region: 525-1664 (379 amino acids)
Source: RefSeq, a predicted model, not a curated record